Messenger RNA from Solenopsis invicta (red fire ant), 4117 nucleotides. RefSeq names its product ubiquitin conjugation factor E4 A (gene Ube4A). NCBI's taxonomy places the organism in Eukaryota, Metazoa, Arthropoda, Insecta, Hymenoptera, Formicidae. Gene Ontology annotation, molecular function: ubiquitin-ubiquitin ligase activity. The transcript is spliced from 14 exons. Gene Ontology annotation, biological process: protein polyubiquitination. Bases 423 to 3536 code for a protein of 1037 amino acids. Gene Ontology annotation, cellular component: ubiquitin ligase complex; nucleus; cytoplasm. The record is from RefSeq and is a predicted model, not a curated record.
CAUUCCUCGAAUAUCUCUUGUGAAUGAUGAUCAAGCAAUACUACUACUAAACUACUAGCAACUAUUAGUCAGUCAUCAGUGUUAUCUGCGAGAUUCGUCUAUCGGUUUCAGGGUUAAAUUACGAGCACAAGUCGCAUGUCGCAUAUGUUUGUGUCUAUUCUGGCAAGGAUCGUGUACACGUAAUCAUCAGCUGUUUGUUUCAUCUCCAAAAAUUAAUUGAGCUCAACACCCAGACACUAUUAGACACUAUUGGCCGAAUUGAAUCUCGUAAGAGCAGUACAAGCGCUAAAAGGAAGAGGAUUUGUGAGAAGUGGAUUUGUUGACACGUCGAAAUUAAAUAAUAGACGAAAAGCGAUUGAUUCGCUCGCAGUUAUGUCAGUUAUAUCCGUCGCGGGAACUCCGUUGUAAAAGAGGCCGCGAUCAUGUGCGAAAAUUUAGGGAGCAAUCCAUUCGCCGGAUUGUUUUCCACGGACAACGAUGCUAUUUCAUUCUCUUCGCAGCAUGUCAAAAGCGUCGAAGUCAACGAUGCAAGUUACACGAAACAGUCGUCGGACGAGAUUGAGGAUAAACUCGAGAGCGCGCUGGAGUCCGUCAAUUCCCAUGACCAGGUCGACGAUCAGCUCAUGGCACAUGUGUUCGGUUUAACGUUGCAUGAAGAUAGCGACGCGCAAGAAUCCCUGGUGUUUAUCGACGCCGAUUCGGUAGAACACGCAGUCUUCGAACGCCUGAUGCUGCCAGACCCUAAACCUAGAGCGCAGAAUGUCGAUAGCCAUGUCGUUGAGACGCAGGUUAUAACCUAUCUUUACGAAUGCUACUGUCGUUUAAAGCACUAUCAAGUAAAUGGCUGCGAGGACGCUGUGACAAACGCUUGUCAAAUUGUACUGCGAAAUGCCAACACAGCUUUGCAGGAGCCAGCCUUGUUUCAGUCUCAACAGGUUCACAGCCAAUUUGUUGCUUUAUUCAUGGAUGACGUUACAUCAAAGACAGAAUUGUCAUCAUUUGUCAGUGGCAUAAUAGAAGAAUUAAUAGCAGCAAAUAGCGAAAGCGAUGUAGAUAAUAUAAUUAAAAAAACCUUUGCUCCUAUUCUUAAUAUUAUCCAUAAGGAGGCAGCUCAGAGCAAUCUCUUCACUUUCCGUCACCAAUGGUUUGAUCUGUUAAGCACAUUUUCCACAAUUGAACCAUUGGCGAAAUUUGUAGUUCAUCACAGUACACCAAGAAAAAAAGAACAAGUGCAGGGUUGUGUAUAUUCAGAAACGUUAUUAGGCACUCUCUUCAACAUAAGCUGUCUACCGAAAAAGGCUAAAGAUCCGUAUGAUCUUUUCGAGAAUCCUUUACAGCAACCAAAUACGAUCAUGGAGGGUACCAUAUGGGCAGCCAUGGACAAUCUAAGCAAAGCCUUGUACAAAGUUUUUCAUUCUCUGUUGAAAUGUUCGACGGAAGUUCGUCACUUGACUUUACAAUGGCUGGGCAACUGUCUUUACACGAACGCAAGUAGAGGAAAACUUUGGAACUCUCAAGUGGAGAUGGGAUUACUGGGACGGACGUGCGUGUCGGAUGGUUUUAUGCUGAAUAUAGGCAAUGUAUUAUUACGUCUUUGUCAACCGUUUUGUGCUAAAUUGAAUGAUGCCAAAGUACCGAAGAUAGAUCCUACAUACUGUAGCACAGAGGCAAAAGAUGAAGCCGAGAGUCUGCAACGUGGUAUACAUAUGAAAGGAUUGAGUUCAGAAACAUGUUUAAUACCUACUCCAGAGGGUGAAAGCCGACCGAUGUCAGAUACAUUUGGAUUCGUAACAGAAUGUUUUUUCCUUACACAUCGCGCAUUAGAUCUUGGUUACAGAGUUAUUUUAGACAAAUUUUCAAAAUCAAAUCAAACUUUAGCUCUGCUACAAAGACAUUACAAUGAAGCUCGAGCUACUACUGAGCCUGGUGUUACACAGCACAAUUUAGAAGAAAUGCUAUUAAAACGAAUGGAGACCGAGAUGAAAAAGUAUCUGUCUUUUAAAGCGAGUUUAUUAACGCCGGAAAUGUUGGAACAUUUGACGAAAUUUCAUGCAAUGACGGCGUUUUGGUUGGUUCAAGUCAAUUUACAUGUUGCAACUGAAGAAGAGGGCAAACAAAAUUUUAUACCAAAUCAAUAUACACCUGUUACAUUCCCAUUAUCAGAAACUGUUCCAAUUACGUUAAGAUGCAUUCCUGAGUUUGUAGUAGAGAACACCAUUGGAUUCUUGUGUUUUUUACGUCGUGUGAGUCCCAACACAUUUGAAGAACAGGGUCCGAGUUUUUUGAAUCCGAUCUUAACGGAGAUUAUAAUUCUGAUGGAGUCUCAGCAUCGUUUGUACAAUCCGCAUAUACGCGCGAGUUUAGCUGAAAGUUUAGAGGCACUUUUGCCGAUUGUGGAUGAGAACGUUGCUCCAGCAGCACCAAACCUAGGAACAUUCCAUAGGGAACAAUUAUUUCUCACUCAUCCGCACAGACAGCAGAUAGUUGUCAAUUUACUUCAUGUAUUUGUAAGUAUCGAGAUGACUGGACAAAGUGUACAAUUUGAACAAAAGUUCAAUUAUCGUCGUCCAAUGUACAUUGUUAUGGAUUAUUUAUGGCAAAUUGUUGAACAUCGUAAUAACUUUAUUACUUUAGCUCAAGAAGCGGAGGACAACAUGGAAGCAGUUCAACCACCCUUGUUCCUACGUUUUAUUAAUUUAUUAAUGAAUGACGCUGUGUUUCUUCUGGAUGAGGCCUUGUCAAAUAUGGCACAGUUGAGACAAAUAAAUCGAACUAGACUAUAUAAUAGACUAUACCCUAACUUGGCACAAGAAGAAAUUGGCCAAAAUGAAGCAUAUUUUGAACAUAUUGGUAUGAUUGCUCGCUUUGAUAAUAUUCUGGGCAGAAAAACUAUACAGACAAUAAAAAUGCUGACUACCGAAAUAAAAUCCAUCUUUUGCCAUCCAACCAUGGUGGACCGUAUCGCUUCUAUGCUCAAUUAUUUGUUAUUGCAAUUGGUAGGACCUAAUCAAAAAAAUCUCAAGGUGAAUGAUCAAAAGGAAUAUGCAUUCAAGCCUGCAAAUUUGGUAUUAAGUAUAUGCGAGAUCUACAUUAAUCUGAGUAAAAAUGAUAGCUUUACACUCGCCGUGUCUCAAGACGGACGUUCUUAUACUCCGGAACUAUUUAAACUUGCGGAGAAUGUACUUGUUCGUAUCGGUGGUGUCGGAAUCUUGGAAGAUUUGAAUCAAUUUGCAAAAAAUGUAGAAAAGGCCGCAAAUCAAAAACGAGAGGAAGACGAAGUUUUGACAGAUGCUCCCGACGAAUUCCUAGAUCCAAUUAUGUCAACUGUCAUGAUGGAUCCUGUUAUUUUGCCAUCGUCGAAAGUAACUAUCGAUCGUCAAACUAUAGCAAGACAUUUACUGAGUGAUCAAACUGAUCCUUUCAAUCGAUCUCCACUUACGAUGGAUAUGGUGAAAUCAAAUGUCGAACUUCAACGGGAGAUACAAGAGUGGAUUUCAAAGAAAAAAUUAGAGAAAACGUUAAGGAUUGAUACAUAAUUUAUCAUCAGUUGUAACACGAUGGAACCAUGUUGAAAUUUAUAUACGCAAUCUCUAAGGCAAAUUGUAAGUCAUCAAAGCACAUACAUCGAUGACAACCUUACAGUUGCUAAAAAAAAAGAAAGGUUUGGAUUCGUAGAAAUUGGCAUUUUCAAUUGGAAAUGCCAAUUUCCAUGAAACGAAAAAUAAACACAAUAAAAGAUAUUUCAUUGUGUUUUAUCAUGUUGUUUCAUCAGGAUUUUAUCGAUCACUGAUAUUCAAUUUGUCUACAGUGACAGAUAUAAAAAAACAAUUUUGUAUACAUACUUUACAUGAGUAUAUACAGGGUUAUGUUAUACAUAAAUAUAGAAUUACGACAUAUAUAUGUAGGGCGUAACUAAAAUAAGGUAAAGCAACAAACUUCGGGAUCGAGCUCCCCAUACCAAACAUAAAAAAAAUUAACCAAGUUUUAGUUACACUCUGUAUAUUGAUUGAUGAAAUGUUAUAUACAUAGAUUGCACAUGAUUUUAGGAAUCGUUGUAUCAAAAAAGUAAUUAUAUGUUUCAUGUACUUUAUAGAAUAAAGUGUAAUUAGUUUACGAA